Amaranthus tricolor (Joseph's coat) is the source of this 456-nucleotide messenger RNA. RefSeq names its product protein MAIN-LIKE 2-like. The record is from RefSeq and is a predicted model, not a curated record. Bases 1 to 456 code for a protein of 151 amino acids. NCBI's taxonomy places the organism in Eukaryota, Viridiplantae, Streptophyta, Magnoliopsida, Caryophyllales, Amaranthaceae. The transcript has a single exon.
AUGAUUACUGCUAUAGUUGAGCGAUGGAGACUUGAGACACACAUAUUUCAUCCAUCGGUAGGUGAAGCAACCAUCACACUACGUGAUGUUGCUAUACUUACUGACUUACCAAUUAGGGGAGAGAAAUCACUGGUCCUAGUCCGAGCCAUACUAAAGAGCAGAUACGUAGGAUGUUCGGGGUCCUACAUUGGGUCUCCAUUGAAGCUGUUGUGGAUGCUUCAUAUCAUCGAUCAUUUACUAACCUUUGACGCUGAGGAUGUAUAUGUAAAGCGUUAUGUUGGUAAUUACUGUUGGGUACUUGUUUCCGGCUAUUUAUUUGUCAACAAAUCUAUAAACAAAAUGCAAGGAAUCUUUUUAGAGCUCUUGAUCAAGGCUUGCGUGACAUCGCUUGCUAUAGCUAGGCUAGUGUUGCAUUUCUUUCCUCUACAGACAUUUAUGUCAAGCUACUACGAUUAA